This is a messenger RNA of Cyclospora cayetanensis, 1761 nucleotides long. RefSeq names its product regulator of telomere elongation helicase 1 homolog. The coding region runs from base 1 to 1761 and encodes 586 amino acids. The record is from RefSeq and is a predicted model, not a curated record. Gene Ontology annotation, biological process: regulation of double-strand break repair via homologous recombination; negative regulation of t-circle formation; negative regulation of DNA recombination. Lineage: Eukaryota; Apicomplexa; Conoidasida; Eucoccidiorida; Eimeriidae. Gene Ontology annotation, cellular component: nucleus. The transcript has 5 exons. Gene Ontology annotation, molecular function: DNA binding; DNA polymerase binding; hydrolase activity, acting on acid anhydrides, in phosphorus-containing anhydrides.
AUGACUCCCUGGUCUUUGGCUGCAGCAGCAGCGGCUGCGCUGAGGCGGCAGGUGUCCAAGAAGCCCGAUGAGGCCUCCGAGGCCCCCGCCACUGCCGCGGCAGUGUCUCCUCCCGCUAGGCGGACUGAAAACGGCUCCAUUGCUCCUGCAGAGGCAUCUGCACAGGUAGAGAGCCUAGCCACUUCAGUCCGCGUGGCUUUGCGUCCUUCAGAUGCGAAGGCGGCCUCCGGUGUAGUCAGCACGCCGGUGGGUUGCCAGAGGUGGGAAGGACGCCUGUGUGGCGUCCCUGUGUCAUUUCCCUUCAGUCCCUACACUUCUCAGCAGCUCCUGAUGACGAAAGCCGUAGAGGCCUGCCUCAAGGGCGAACAUGCGCUGCUAGAAAGCCCCACCGGCACCGGAAAGACUCUCUGCCUCCUCACUGCCACACUGGCGGUCCAACAGCAGCAGCACUCGCUGCAGCAGCAGCAGCUGCUGCUUCGCAAGGUCGCAAAGCCCCCGCUGUCGGAGGCGACGGAAGCAGCGUGGAACUCCCCACAGCAGCCGCAACAACUCCAGGGCCCCCUGGUUGGGAAAAUCGUGUAUGCCUCAAGGACGCACGGACAGCUGCAGCACGUUAUAGCCGAACUCCGCAAGACUUCCUACUCAGUACCCCCAACGCAAGGUAGCUUCCUGCAGCAGCGGCAGCAGCAGGCGCAGUCUCAGCAACAGCAAUCACAAGUCCGCGAGAGGAAAAAACCGUCCUCCGUUGUGGGGUGGGGUGCGCUGGCACCCGUGCUCCCAAGUGCUGGCCCCCCUGCAGUGACUUCGGCAGCAAGUUCCACAAAGGAGGAAUCUACGCCAGCACCGCAUGCAAAGGUAGAACCAGUAACAGAAGCAGCAGCAGGGAUAGCUGCGACAGCCGGUGGCCGUCCAGGAGGAGUCCGCGUGUGCGUGUUGGGGUCGCGCGAGCAUCUCUGCGUCAACGCCUCUCUGAAACAUCUGAAGGGGGCGUCUCUGGCGAGGAGCUGCAAGCAAAAAGUGAAGGCGCAAGCGUGUGCAUACUACAGCGGGUUCAUCCGCAACCGCGAUGCCAUCUCGCAGCGACUCUUUUUGGAGGGCGGCUUAGACAUUGAAGAACUCAGGUCGCUUGCCAUCACCGGCCCUGAACUCUUCUGUCCUUACUACCAGAUGCGCGAUAUGCAGAGUCGUUGCGAGGUGGUAAUGCUGCCAUACAACUAUCUCAUGGAUUUGGAGGGACAAAGUGCCCUUCUCAGCCCUGAGACGCUCAAGCAGGCCCUCGUGAUCAUUGAUGAGGCACAUAAUAUAGAGGGAGUAGCAGAGAACGCCUGCUCCUUUACCCUUCGGCAAGUUGACGUAGGGCGUUGCCUGACAGCCUUACAGCAAGUAGCGGCCCUCCUGUGCGAUGAACCAGAACCACAAGGCGAGGCUGACCCCCCCCUACCGACUCCUGCUGCAGUAUAUACACUUGGUGAAAGCCUGCAGUUACUUGACAAGUGGCUAGCACAGCUGGAAUUGCAUCCGCCGACACCGCAGCUCUCAACUCCUCAUCGCCUUCUGCCCCUUGACGCAUUUGCUCCUGCAGUACGCGCCGUAGGGGGCCCCCUGAGAUCAUCGGGGAGUUGUGGAGCUCGCAAGCAGCAGAUCAAACCACAAUUAGAUCCUGAUGGGCCGACAGCCAUCCAGGGGUUUCUGGGGUUCGAAAGUCGAGAAGGCCUUAGACAGACGCUUGACAGGUGUGUUGGAGUAGCGCUGGCAGUGUAG